This is a messenger RNA of Lodderomyces elongisporus, 3576 nucleotides long. RefSeq lists its product as uncharacterized. The transcript has a single exon. The coding region runs from base 1 to 3576 and encodes 1191 amino acids. The record is from RefSeq and is a predicted model, not a curated record. Gene Ontology annotation, biological process: multivesicular body sorting pathway. Lineage: Eukaryota; Fungi; Ascomycota; Pichiomycetes; Serinales; Debaryomycetaceae.
AUGUUGGGAAGACUUUUCAAACAUAAUGAAACCUAUUCAAACGGUAAUACAGCGCUGGCGCCGUCAUCACCUAAACCGAUAAAUCCAGUGGCACCGCCACCAUUUGCAUCUCAAUCGUCAUCAUCGUCGUCAUCGUCAUCUUCAUUUCCAUUUCCUUUUCCAUUUCCGUCCACGUUUUCUACACCAUCUCCACCUUCUUCCUCACCGUCGGCUACUCCUUUACCACCAUGUUCAUACGAAGACUCGUAUUCGAGAGAAAUCUUGUAUGGCACUCACAAUGCUAAUCUGUUGAAACCAUAUUAUUUUAAUAACCAGCAUUUUAGAAUAUUUUUAGCCCAAGAUGGUGGAAAUUUGAGAACAAAGCAGAUAUUGUUUGAUACAGCACAACAAUUGCAGCCGAUUGCGCAUCAGAACCAGCAACACCAACAACACCUGCAACACCUGCAACACCUGCAGCAGCACCACCAGCAGCAGCAACACCAACAGCAACAAUUUUCUAAUACUUUAGCACUGGAAACGCAUUUGAACAAAAGGCCAGUGGUAUUACCUCGAACACCAUCAAAGGGUAGUCCACAUCACUCUUACCAGCAACACAACCCACAUCAUCAUCACCAUCUGCAGCAGAAUCUCCCACAUAGGAUACACCACAAUGUUGCUGAUCUUAAUGAUCUUUGUUUUGGAUGUGGACUUCCUAGUAACGAGUCCCAUACAAUCACCAAGUUUCACAUCUUGCCAUCCCCACUGUCCAAUAGUUCUUCGCCGUAUAACUCAGUGCUUAUUACCAGACUAUUUUCAAUCAGUGACCAUGAUCCUAUGUCCAAUGAGUCGUUAUUACAUAAUCAAGAUGAAUGGCUGCCAAAAUCAUCGACGUUUGUCAAGGAUCAAAAUAUAAAGCUAAACGACUACAAGAUUAGUAGUCGAUUUGCAAUUGGUAUUGUUAUCCCCAUAGAGUCAUCUCAUCUCAUUCAUGAGGAUAUUAUCAACAAUUGGAAUGAAUUGUCUCAUUUCUUAACGAACUUGCAAAAACUCAUUUAUAGAAAAUUGCUACAGCAGUUGAACCUAGGGUUUGAUAAUUCCCACCAUAGCUGCGAGUAUUUGGUUAAAAAGAGGUUACAGUUUCCGAGUUUUAUAUUACAGACUGACCACGACCUACACCAGCUGUUGAAUAAAUUGAUCAAAUUGACGCAUUAUCUGAGUAAUACGCCACGAUUAAUGAAUACAAAUUAUUUGAUGAAUGCAAAUAAGCAAGAGUACAACCUGACAUUGAUCAAUUGGGUGUUGGAAGUGCUUAAUUGGUUAGAAUUUAAAGAUGGCAGAUGCAAUAACCUACCCAUGAAUGCAAACAUGUAUUCUACUUCACUAGCGUCAACGGCAAUGGGGACAAGUUCAUCUUUAUCAACAACUUCUGCACAACAAACAGCACAGUCACAAUUACAAGGACAUGGACAAGGGCAUGGGCAAGGGCAAGGGCAAACUCCUUCUUUUCUUGCAACUGUGCUUUCUUUAAUGAUUCAGUAUAGAAAUUCAUUAGGAGUGCGUCCCUAUUUCAACAAGGAGUCCAACCAGAGAGAAGUUACACGAAUUGUUGUGAUGACUGGUAAUCCCGCUGUUGCUAAACGAUUAAUUUUUAUCAUAAACGGUUUAAUAGGUAAUUUUGAGAAUGACGGAGUAGAUGUCUACGAUGAUCAGGAUGAUAGUCAUUAUAAUCAUCAAGAUGCAGAACAACAACAACAACAACAACUACAAUCACAACCACAAUCACCACCCUCACAGCCACCACAAAAAGCACAACAACAACAACAACAACAACAACAACAUCAUCAUCAUCAUCAUCAUCAAAAUGAAUUAUAUACGAAUCAGAGUUGGGAGUCGGAUAUCAAUUCCAAUGUUGAAGGAAAUGGGGAUGGAACAGUUUCGAAAAACGUGGGAUAUAAUAAAAACACUGCUACAUCUGGAACACCACCAAGGUCAUCUGCAGUUAGUCAGCCUAUACAAAUAGGAUCCAGAACUCCCCACCUGAACCUGCAAUUACCCAUAGGUAUUCCAAUCAAAACACCAACUACUUCUCGAGCGUCUUCAUCAUUGUCCAAAUCAGCUUCAACUGCACAAUUGUCUACGUCGUUGAGCUCUUCCUACUCAUCUUUACAAUCCAACUUUUCACUUUCCAAACAUGCCAGUGGCAAUAACUAUGGCUUUUCCGGUGGAAGUGGAUCGUUUAUGGAAAAGUGGAAAAACUCAUUUGGUAAUGGAGGAAGUGGAAAUGGCAGUGGCAGUGGCAAUUUAAACCAAUUCAGUAGCGGAAUGAGUGGGUACUUUGACGAGCCGCAAAAUCUUAGUUCGAAAAAGUCGAUGCAAUCGUUGAGGGCACCUUCGCCAGCAUUUGAGUAUGACGAGCAUAGCUGGCAACACCCACAUCAGCAUCAACAUCAACAUCAACAUCAACUGUCAUUUGGUAGUGGUAUCUCACAUUCUUCUACGCCACCGCUGUCAAUGACAUCUAAUCUCAAUAAGCUAUCACGCACUCAAUCAUUGUACGACUUGUAUAACUUGAAUUUGAAUUCAAUGAGUGAAGAGCAGUUGUCUGACUCGUCUGCAUCGUCGUCAUCGUCAAUUACUGUUAAUGGUGGAGUUGGUGGUGGUAAUAAUAAUAAUAAUAAUAAUAACAAUAAUACUAAUAGUGGUAACAGCAAUGGUAGUAGUAGUAACCUUGGUGGUGGCAAUAAUAGCAGUGGCAAUGCAAACGUUAAUAAUGGUGCAUUAGAGGUGAAACGUACAAAGACUAGUGUUUACGUACCUUUGGUUAGUGAUGAUUUGGUCAAGAAUGUUUAUGAAUCAAAUCGUGAUGCGAUUUCGAGAAAAUGCCAAUCUGUCAUGAGACAGCCAGUGCAGUAUACUAGAUUGAAUGAAAACACAUUGUCAGUUGAUGGUUGUGGCACUGGUGGUGGCAACAAUGGUAAUGACAAGCUGGUGAUUUUCAAGCACAAGAUCCUUUUACCAUCAGUUGGCUUUUCCGAUGAGUUUCGCUCCGAGUUUACUAUUCAGUCCUGUCCUAUAAACCCCAGGCUAGAGACUUCCAUUAUGCAUUCCAUGAAGAAUGACUUGAUUUAUUAUCUGAAUAAUCACAAAUACAAAAGUACCAAAAUACGCACCAUUUUUAUAAAUUUGAGGGCAAGGGAGGUGAAGAAUAUUGAGUUGUAUUUUUGUAAUGAAGCUGAACAUUCAAAGUUUAAGAAGGGUAAUGCAGAGCAGAGACUGGAGAGAGAGGCUAAAGAGAAUCAAAAGGAAAGGAAUGGAGCAUGUACGUACAAGACGAAAGUAACACGCGUGUUUUCCCCGUUGAAAUGUCUAGGUGAUCGAUCUUUAAUUGGCAAAGUUGAAGGGACAUUAAAAGAGAUUGAUUUAUUGUUUAAACUGCAGCAGGAGAAGAUGACACGGCAGAGGGAAGAGGAGCAAAGAAGGAAAUUGGAUGGAGGUAUUUCCAUUAACGAGAAUGAUAAAGAUGCUAAGGAGAAACGCGCUGGAGAUAGAAAGGAGUUUCAUGGUCACUUGUAUAAAUUGAUUAUGGAGUUGAUUUGA